Molecule: messenger RNA, 1013 nt
Organism: Drosophila yakuba
Lineage: Eukaryota; Metazoa; Arthropoda; Insecta; Diptera; Drosophilidae
Product: extensin-1
Exons: 2
Coding region: 43-924 (293 amino acids)
Source: RefSeq, a predicted model, not a curated record
GCAGCAACAUCAUCUCGAUCGGUGGAUUAUCUCUUGAAGGAAAUGAAACCCAUGCUGAUCCUUGUGGCCCUGGCAGGCUUUGGCAUCUGCGUUCGAGCAGAUGUCUCCCACCUGCACGGAGGAGGUUACCACGAUCAUGACCAUGAUCACCAUCACCACCAUGACCACGAUCAUGAUCACCACCACUAUGAUGCCCAUUCCCACCACCAUUCUGCCUUGUCGCACGAUCAUCAUGAUCUGCACAUUGAUCUGCACUAUCAGCCAGAUCACCACCAUCAUCAUCAUCAGGAGGCCAAGUUCGAUAUUCCUAGUGGAUAUAGCUACGGACCUCCAGAGAAACCUCGCCAGAAGUACCUGCCUCCCAAGGUUGCCCUCCCACCGCCACCACCUCCUCCGCCCAAGGCCACCUAUCUGCCUCCCUCAAAGCCCGAAGUGAAGUACCUGCCCCCCGAGCCGGUGGCCAAGUAUCUGCCACCCAAGGUCGCUCCCAGCCUGCCUCCUCCACCACCACCGCCAGUUGUGGCACCCAAGCCCACCUAUCUGCCUCCCAGUCCACCAGAGUCGAAGUAUCUGCCUCCUCCGACGCCGGAGGUGAAGUACCUGCCUCCUGCCCCUGCGGCAAGGUAUCUGCCACCCAAGGUUGCGCCCAGUCUGCCACCACCACCUCCACCCCCACCAGUUGCUCCCAAGAAGCUGUACCUUCCUCCUGCCGAGCCGGAGACUAAGUACCUGCCACCUUCAGAGCCCGUCGCAAAGUAUCUGCCUCCUAAGCCCGAGCCCAAAUAUCUGCCACCCCAACCAGUGGUAGACUUCCACAUCCCGAUUCCUUCCUACGCCCUGCCCUUGGGCCCUGCUCCAAGUCUUAUUCCCGACGCCGAGCCUGGUUACCACUACAAGCCACCACAUCGCCGUUUUAGGCACUAGGAUAAUCGAGCAACGAAAACAAAACAAAACCCAAAAACAGAAGCACUGCAUUUAGUUUUAAGCUGUACAAAUUAAAAGCAAUUUUAACA